UGUUUCCUUCGCUUUGCGAGAUAAUCCCGCAGCAAAGGAACCUAACGUAAAAUAGUUCGUUGAAUUAUUUUUUAAACAACACUUAAUAAAAAGAUGCUUCGAUCACGUUCUCAAAGCAGCUUGUAUGAGCAAGAAGCGAAGUUUGUACAAGAUCGCAUAACUGGCGUGGAAAAACACUUCGCCGAGCUGUGCUCAAUAUUUGCGGCGUUCACCAGAAAAGCUGCCAGAUUGCGUGAUAAAAGCGAUGAGGUGGCUAAAACAAUACAAACUUACGCAGAUUCUGAAGUCGUAAAUCGAUCAAUGAGCGCAGGCCUAGCAAAUUUUUCUGCAACAUUAUCAGUUAUCGGUGAUUAUAGAGAUGCGGAAGUACAAAGAUUGGAUUCCAAAGUGAUUGUACCUCUUUCACAAUACGCAAUGAUUUGCAAACAUGCCCGCGAUGAUGUAAAAAACACAUUUGCAGCACGCGACAGAGAACUUACAAGACGAAGACAUUUGGACAAAGUUCGAGAAAGAAAUCCCAGAAAUCGUCAAAUGAUAUCUCAAGCUGAGUCGGAGCUGACGAAAGCGUCCAUCGAAGUAUCCCGAGUGGUAAAAGGCCUGGAGGAACAAAUCGACUCAUUUGAACGACGAAAGUUGCACGAUUUGAAGUCUAUACUUUUAGAUUUUGUCACUGUCGAAUUGAGCUUUCAUACAAAAGCUCUCGAACUUCUGACCAAAGCAUAUCAAGAUGUUGCAGCUAUUGACGAAGUUAAAGAUAUUGAGGACUUUCAAAACGCGAGAGGAGAAAUGAACGGGGAAUUUCGAGACACAUUACGAGUUCCCGAUUCUGUUGCACGAUUAGACACAGUCGGCAGAACUUCAUUUCGACAGGCUUACUCGUUAACAAACUUAGCCACUCGAUUCGCAUCUUCGCCCUCGGCGUCACAGAAAUUAGCUAAUCGAGGAACCGAAUCUGCUGAUUCUAUACGAACUGCAUACACAAACUCUUCAGAGUCGGUUCAAGUUGAAGAAUAUCCAGAUAGCACAGAGGAAACGGAAUCAGAAUCAAUUCGAGAGAAGCCUAAAAGAGUGUCAAAACGCGCUGGAUACAAAGUAAAGAAACGCUUCAUUCUCAGACCCGUCCCAGCAAUUCCUACAUGUCAGAAGUCUUUAAUGUCAUCUAUAAUAUAUCGCAUACCUUACAGAUUGAAUCAAACAAAGUAAACAUUUUCUUACACUUGCAUA
Trachymyrmex septentrionalis is the source of this 1224-nucleotide messenger RNA. It is a transcript of the gene Fam92, whose product is annotated as protein FAM92A1. Gene Ontology annotation, biological process: cilium assembly. The record is from RefSeq and is a predicted model, not a curated record. The transcript has 9 exons. Gene Ontology annotation, cellular component: ciliary transition zone; ciliary basal body. Lineage: Eukaryota; Metazoa; Arthropoda; Insecta; Hymenoptera; Formicidae. Bases 94 to 1203 code for a protein of 369 amino acids.